UAUGCUACCAAUGUUUUAGGAUAUUAUUUGUUUGCAAAGCGUUUUGGUUAGUCAAUGUCUCUAUCAAGCUAGCUAAGCAUGUAUCGUAUGGUUGUGGUUUGACGGCAUUUUGAUUGUUCAUGUGAUUUUGCCAUGUUGGUAACACGUUGUCAGAGCACGCGCGUUAGCUUAGCCAAUGAUGACAGAUACAAUGUUGCUAGUGUUCGCGUCAUGUUCACGGAUACAGUCCCAACAUGUUUUGCCGAUCAGCGGUCAAGUUUUCAAGAUGUAGAACUUUCCAAAUACAAUAUACUACAAGAACAAUGUUUGAAGCAGGGACUUCAAUUGGAAGUAAAAACCCAUCGCAAUUAUUGGGGACUGAUCUACAAGUAUAGAUAUUAAUAGAUAUUUAUCCCGGAACGCAAUGCUCCUUCAUACUGUUGAGAAUGCCAGAACACGGAAUAAGCAUCAACAAAGGAAAGUGACAGAGGAAAACAUUGAAAUGCUGGACAAAUUACCUGAGAGACACACCUGUCUAGAAGUUGGUAGCACCCUAAAACCCACAGACUCAUGGACUAAUUUGGUUAAAUGUGGAGUAACCCCUAUUGUACAGGGUUCGCUGAUAGCUGCUUCUGGGGACAACAGGGUAGCCAACCGGCAGACUUCAGUAUGCAAAAAGCUGGUUGCGGCUGCUUUAAAUGAACGAUGGGAGGUGGACAGUGGGUUCUUUUCUGAGGCCAGCCCACCAGCUAGUGGACACCGUUCUUCCUGCCACAACAUGUGCCCGACCAAUGUGGUGGCUAUAGACUGUGAAAUGGUUGGCACUGGGCUAGGUGGGCGCACUAGUGAAUUGGCACGCUGUAGCUUGGUGGAUUACCAUGGCAACGUCCUGUACGAUAAGUACAUCCGUCCGUGCCAGCCUGUGACCGACUACAGGACCCGUUGGAGUGGCAUCCAGAGGCACCAUUUACAGAACGCUCUGCCCUUCCCAGAGGCUAGGACCGAGAUACUACGAAUACUGGAGGGGAAAGUAGUGAUUGGCCACGCUCUGUAUAACGACUUCCAGGCCUUAGACUUGACACACCCAGGUCACAUGAUCAGGGACACCAGUGGCACGCGUCUGCUCAGACAACUGGCUGGCUUCUCCACAAAGCGCUGCGUCUCACUCAAGAUCCUGACAAACGGCCUCCUAAACAGGAAAAUACAGGUUGGAAGAAAGGGCCACAGUUCAGUGGAGGAUGCUCUGGCUUCUUUGGACCUGUAUAAACUAGUGGAGAGGGAGUGGGAACAGGACAUGCGAGACAGAAUGAGGGACUGGGACAUAGGCACUCUCCCAGACCCCGCUACCUCAAACCACUACAUGCAGGACCAAUACUGGCCAGAGGACUUGACUGAGGACAGUCGGUGAGAAGGCUGGAGGGCAGUCGGUGGGCAUAGUACUAGGCCAAGGGUAAUAAGUCAAAUGAUUAAAGUUGCCGAGCCUGGCAGUAUGGUUUAGUCAGUAACAAGUGUUUUUCUGACUAUGGUUAUCAACUCAAUCAUCCAAGCUGGGAGGGGUUGUCUCUUCAGCCAUUUGGUGUAGCCUGCAGCGUUCAGCCCGGCAUCCGCUGGGGACAACAGGUGUGUGUGUGUACGUGUCCCUUUGCAGACGGUUUUAUCCGAAGCGACUUAGUCAAGUGCUUACAUUUUUGUGUACGAGUGGCCCUGGGAAUCGAACCCACAACCCUGGCAUUGCAAGCACCAUGCUGUACCAAACCAUACAGGACCAGUGGGUCAUUGCAACAAAGGUCUGGGGUACAGUCAAGUGGUUCAACGUCAAAAAAAAUGGGUAUGUUUUCAUUGAAUUUUCAAAGUGAGUGGUCUAACAAUGCUCUACCUACGUAGCCCCAGUCACAGCUGAAUUAAUUUUGCCGUGCGAAUUAAAAUGGACGCGCGUGCGUCAACUUUUAUGCCCACAAAGGCACAACUCCUCCCAGUUUGAAUGUGGGCAACGGACAAGGUUGCACACCUUUUGCUAAAAUGUAUGUUAUUGAUGGUUUUUGCACUUGAAACUGAAAUAUGUUGGUAAAAUGUAAGCUAUGCAUCUUAUCCUCUCACAAGGUUGUCUAUGGUAAGUACAUUUAGUAGGAAAUUAGCUUUAUGAGGAAUUGUUCAUCUCUAUCAAUGAUUUGAAGUGGGAGGAAUUAAGAAGUAGGCUUGAUGAUAAUUGGGAAUACAGCCUGUGUUGAGGUUGACGUAACUUGCAGAUACUAGUGCUAAUCAGAUGUGAAACGUUGUAACUUUACUUUAAACGUGGUUUGGAAGUAUCAAACAGCGUGUUGUGAAAAUAUUAGCAUGGAGUUUGAAGUUGUGAUUUGAAUAAUCAUGUUGCAGACACGAUUGUGUUCAUUUUGUGGAAAGAAAUGUUGGCGUUGAAUUUCAGUAAAAUGGCUGCUGUUAAACAAUGCCUUUAACUUUAAAUGCACAUGCAAUGUUCUGGACUUAGGUUUUAUGCAAGGUGAAAUCAUGGUUCUGUCUGGACGUACACUCAGUCCAAAACAAAGGAGGCUGUUGAGGGGAGGACGGCUCAUAUUAAUGGCUGGAAUGGUGCCAAUGGAAUGGCAUCAGAAACAUGGAAACCAUGUGUUUGACGUAUUUGAUACCAUUCCACUCCAGCCAUUACCACAAGCCGGUCCUCCCCAAUUAAGGUGGCACCAACCUCCUGUGGUCCUAAAUGACUUUCUUGAAGAGGUUGUUAAGCAGAAUGUUACCUCUUGUACUUUUAGAGUUGACGCUGUAUAUUGAUCUUAUUAAAGUUAGUGAACAAUACUGCCAACUUCGUGUUUUCUGUUGCUACUCCAGGAAGGUCCUGCUGUGCCCUAAUUGUAUAUCAAUAUAUUAAAAUAAUCUACUAAAUGUAUUGUGCACUGUCUGAACUGGACUUAAACUGCAACUU
Molecule: messenger RNA, 2914 nt
Organism: Oncorhynchus mykiss (rainbow trout)
Lineage: Eukaryota; Metazoa; Chordata; Actinopteri; Salmoniformes; Salmonidae
Source: RefSeq, a predicted model, not a curated record